Molecule: messenger RNA, 1019 nt
Organism: Symbiodinium sp. CCMP2456
Lineage: Eukaryota; Dinophyceae; Suessiales; Symbiodiniaceae
Source: the annotation of a GenBank genome assembly
GGUCAGGUCCAUCUUUCAGAGCGACUCGAAGCUGGUCACAGCCCUCUGCGUGGCGUAUUUCGCCCUUCUUGGCUGCGCACUGCGAGUCGCCAUCGACCUUUGGCUGAAAGGUCUGGAUUUCGGCGUCACCACCUCUGACCCAGGACCAUUUCGGGUCUUCUCACAUCGAUGCUACAAGCGAAGCACGGCGUCUGGCUACUUCUUCCAGAAUGUGUUGGGAUGCAUCUUGAUGGCCACGGUCGCGAGGCACAAGAAAGCGAUGAACCAGCAUUUGGCCACUGGCUUGGCUUCUGGGCUCUGUGGGAGUCUGACGACCUGGGCCACCUGGAUGGGAGAGGUCGCUGCAACUAUCACAAACGGCUUCGUCUUCCAAGCUUUUGUGAGCGUGGUGUGCAUGCUCUGCGUCUCCCUCUCGACAUAUCGUUUGGGCCACUUCCUCGCCGGUUGCGGCAUGGAGGAUGAGCCCAAAUGCUUCGACGAGUACUGCGGCCUUCGGAUCCUUUUCUCGCACGAGGAGAAGCGCGCGGACGACUCAGAGGAGGACACAUCGGAUGAAGAUCGUGGAGCUGGUGCUGAGGAUGAGGAGUGGGGGCUCCAAGUGGACCAUCCGGCGACCUGGCGCGAGCCGGAGAGGAAGCAGGUCUUCCUGAGCGACGCGGUUCACAUUGCAAUCGUCGCGAUUGCUUUCGUGAUCAUUGCGCUGUUCUUCGGAGUGUCGGCAGGACGAGACUACGAGUCUGGACUACUUGAUAUGGCUUUUGCACCCUUCGGCGCGCUCUUGCGCUGGUGGCUUUCGCUGUUCAACAAGUACACAGCGCCGUUCCCUCUCUUCACCCUGAUCGCAAACACACUCGGCUGUCUCUGCAAUGCCCUCGGCGGCGUCUACGAGGCCCGGGCCUCUUCGGAGUUGGGGCGCGCAGCCCUGGCAGCGCUGAGCACGGGCUUCGCCGGGAGCCUCUCCACUGUGUCCACUCUCAUCAGUGAGCUGCGCAGUGACACGCUCGGCGGACUGCGCCUAC